ACGUGAAAACAAAACGCAAUUUGUUAAAAAAAAGUAACAACAAAAACAUAAUAACAAUUUGGAAAGACGAUAUUAUCAUCAUCGUCAGGGAUGGGACCUCAGGCGAUGCUAUUGUCCCGUCGGGGUCCGCCCCCUAUUAGAGCCGAUAGGUAAUAAUUACGAGCUACCGUGGCCGAGGCGAUAAAUAAAACCGCGGCCGCACACCGGUUUCCUUGUAGACGGGUCGAGUUCGCAGUUGAAUUCACACGGUUUGAAUACACAAGAAGAAAAUGUUGCGAGCCGCAGACAACGUGAUAUUGCCAGGGCAUUUUUUCGACUGCGAUAACCACAGUGUUCUUGAGAAAACUUGUCGCGAGGACAGAGUUCGGUGCAUCGGAGACUCGACGUAUACCAACGAAUUCAAUGAAAUAAAUAAGACUACCGAGUACGGCGACGAAAACGACAUGUCGUGGUAUAAACCGCUGGAGGACUUUAGCACUUAUUUGUUGGGCGAGAGUCAUGUCACCGGUUGUGGGAGUGACGGGAGAUCGGACGUGGAUAAUUUCGAGGAUAAGAACAAUAACCGAAAACGACGGAGGUUGGCGGCCAACGCACGUGAAAGGCGUCGCAUGAAUAACCUGAACGAGGCUUUUGACCGGUUGCGGGGAGUAGUACCGGCGACGGAUGCGGAACGAAAGUUGUCCAAGUUCGAGACAUUGCAGAUGGCGCAAACAUACAUAGCGGCAUUACAUGAUUUGCUCGACACCAGAAGCCCAACAAGCAGUUCGAUGUCUCAAGCAUCUGCUACACCAACAUUUUUACCUUACGGUGAGUUUUACAGAACAUCUAAUCGAGUUUCACAUUAUUGAAAUUGUCAAAGUUUUCUAAUAUUUUUCUCGAUGAUUUACAAUAGUAUUUAUUUUUCUCGACAAGUGUAAUUCCGACUAGAAAUUCUAAAAGUAAAUGUCACCCUUACGAAUGAUGAAAUGUCUAAGUUCUGAUGACAUUUCGAAUCAACACAAAUGUUUUAUAGUUUUAGUUUAAGAUUAGUUUUAAUUAUAUUUUAUGAGACUGAAUUGUUAAAUUAUUUAAUCGUGUAAAUAAAAAUACAAAAUUUUAAA
Messenger RNA from Daktulosphaira vitifoliae (grape phylloxera), 1100 nucleotides. RefSeq names its product protein lin-32-like. The record is from RefSeq and is a predicted model, not a curated record. Lineage: Eukaryota; Metazoa; Arthropoda; Insecta; Hemiptera; Phylloxeridae. Bases 270 to 848 code for a protein of 192 amino acids. Gene Ontology annotation, molecular function: protein dimerization activity. The transcript has a single exon.